This is a messenger RNA of Hypanus sabinus (Atlantic stingray), 3326 nucleotides long. Its product is annotated as intron Large complex component GCFC2-like. Gene Ontology annotation, biological process: mRNA splicing, via spliceosome. The record is from RefSeq and is a predicted model, not a curated record. The transcript has 18 exons. Gene Ontology annotation, molecular function: DNA binding. Gene Ontology annotation, cellular component: nucleus. Lineage: Eukaryota; Metazoa; Chordata; Chondrichthyes; Myliobatiformes; Dasyatidae. Bases 316 to 2892 code for a protein of 858 amino acids.
AUGGAGAUCAUUGCUAGGGGAGGGCAGCUAUAAGUUACUUCUUCAGUAGUAGCUUAGACAUUAAUUUAAAUAUGUUGGGUUUUGUUGUCUAACUAUUACAACACGUAUAAAUAGUGUGUCAGCGAUGUAUUUUGUAAGGAGGUACUGAAGUUAAGUGUUUAUCGCCUCCACUCAGUUCCUCCGCCCCCGGUUCUGCGGAAGAGCCCUCCCUCCCUCACUCACUCCCCUCCCUCCCUCCCUCCCUCACUCCCCUCCCUCCCUCACUCCCUCCUUCCGGCCGGCCGUCAGUGCGUUCCACUUGCCGCCGUCCUCGGGAUGUUCCGAAGAGGUUCAAGGCGCAAUUUCCGCCGCAGGAAGAGCGAGUCCAGCGAGGAGGAGGAGGAGGAAGCAGCGCCCGGGUCGCAGCCGACGGCCGCCCGCUCGGCUGCUGCCCGCCGGGGCCUCGCCUGUGCCUCCAAACCCGCUCCGGCCCCCAGCAGCCCGGCCGAGGCCUGUUGCACCAGCCCCUGCUCCGCCUCGCACAGUGGCAACGAGGACGCCACUGCAGAAACGGUGGCUGCGCUGAAACAGGCUGGAAAGGGCCCCGGCAGCACUACCGUCCGCCACAAGCAUCUGCUCAGCUUUGUGUGUGACAGAGAAGCAGAUGAAGAAGAAUUUAAGCUGAAGAAGACUGGAAACACUAUUUUGUUUGAACCACAAUGGAAGAAGAAAAAGCAGAAUAACACUGAAGAGGAUGAAGUUAUUGCAAAAGUUGAUGCAAAAGAUCGGCAAGAUUUUAUCCCAACAAAAACUCAAAAAGGGAACUCAUCGGAAAAAGAAACUGCGGAUAUUCAUACAGAAAGUGAAGACGAGAUUAUUUCAGAAGUUGAUGAAUCUAAUACAUCGGGAGUUGCCCGAUAUAAAUCACAAUCAGGUGAGAUACCAGACGCUAGGUACAUUAAGGCUGCCCGUAGAAAGCGCCAGUUGGCCAGAGCUCAAGCUGACUUCAUACCUCUUCACUCGUUAGCAAGAGAUGAUACUUCAGUCCCUGAUGAAGAGCUUCUAACUAGCGAUGAGGAACUUGAUGACGAUGAGAAGCGGAUACACUUCACCAAAGCACUAAAAACGCAAAGGCAGAAAAUGGCAAAAGAAAUUGGAGUAAAUGAAAGUGAGAGUGGGAGUAUAGAAAGUGGAGGAGAAGAUGACGAUGAUGAUCAGCUAUUAUGGGAACAGCAACAAACCAAAAGAGUAAAAGUGUUUUCGCCACACUUUACUGAGACAGUUAGCCGGCCAAAUACACUCAUUGUGAAUAAGAUGUUGGACAACCUGAAGAAACUGCCACCAGUCAACUUUGAAACUGUCAAAAAGCGAUUAGUCAAUAGAUUGGAAUCCUUGCAAGAAGUUCACCACUCCCAUCAUCGUGAACAGGAGAAGAUCCAAGAAACUGCUGAGAGUUCACGAUGUACAAUUGAACAUCUGGAAGCCGUUUCUGACUCUGGUAUUCGAUACCGGUUUUAUCAAGAAAUGCGAACCUAUGUUAAAAAUCUCGUCAACUGCUUCAAUGAAAAGAUACAUCUCAUCAAUGAACUGGAGUAUGAAAUGCAUCAGUUACUGCAGGAGCAGGCAAGAAAACUUUUGCAACGCAGACAGGAUGAUAUUCAAGAUGAAUCAUCUGAUAUCUGGCAGCUGUCAAACAAAGUGGACAUUGACAAAGAUGGUGUCAAAACAAAACAACAGCUCAUGGAAAAACGAGAAGCAAGAAGGGCUCAUAGGGAAUACUUAAGAAAGGUGGCAGGCAAGGAAGCAGACUGUCACAAAGGGAUGUCCAGUGAUGAAGAAAUAUCUCCAGGCGAUGUAUCUGAGUUCCAUACUAAAGAAGAUCACAUUCUGAAGGAAGCCAGGAAAAUUUUCAGUGAUGUACAGGAAGACUUCUGCAGUGUUGACAGAGUUUUUGCCAAGUUUAGGCUGUGGCGGGAGAAAUUUCCUGAUUCAUAUUAUGAUGCUUAUAUUGGACUCUGUCUUCAAAAAAUCAUGAAUCCUUUAGUUCGUUUGCAACUAAUCAGCUGGAAUCCUCUUAAACAAGAUUGUUUACACUUGUUGGAAAUGCCGUGGAUUUCAGCUUUGGAAGAGUACUGUCAUUUGGAAGAUGAAGAAUUUAAGAAAAAAGACAAGUCUGAUGCAACAUUACUUCUGACAGUAAUUGAGAAAACAGUCAUUCCUAAAAUUGAAGGUUUUGUAAUUCAUGUAUGGGAUCCUUUGUCGUCCUCACAAACAAAGUGUUUAGUACAAGUCUUCAGAAAACUGAAAGAGGAAUAUAAUGUGUUCGGAAGUGAACAAAGCAAGGCCACACAGGCUCUGAAAAAAAGUAUUGUCAUGAGAAUAACCUUGUCUGUAGAAGAAGACAUUUUCAUUCCUCUCUAUCCGAAAAGUGUUUUGGAAGAUCGAACUUCAAUCCAUUCUCAGUUUCAGGAAAGACAGUUCUGGUCAGCUGUAAAGCUAUUGGGUAAUAUUCUUCAGUGGGAUGGCUUGUUACCAGAUGAGACUCUACAGGACUUGAGUCUGGACAAACUACUCAAUCGUUACAUUUUACUAAUCCUUCAAACUUCUCCACCUCAUUCAAAGAAUAUAGAAAAAUGUGAAAAGAUUAUAGAUUGCUUUCCCCGGUGUUGGUUUGAAAAUCUGCAAGGACGGAGAAGCCUUCCCCAAUUGGAAAACCUGUGUAAAUACCUGCUGCAAUCUAUACGUAGAAUAUAUGAGAAUGGUGCAACGACUCAAGACAUGGAUAAUAUUGGAAGAGAAUCAAUAAAAGAAAUGCUGAAGAUGUUAGCCAUGAUCCAUGCCCUGGAACAAACUGAGGGGAUCAUCAACGAGUGCAAGUUAGAAGACCUGGAAUGGAGUUUUCAAGGAAACUAAAAUGAACUAAUUGCUAUACAUUCUUUAUUCAACCAUGUUUCUUGAUAUCUUGUAAUAAUUAAUAUCCAUGUUUUUUCAAAAAGAUUUUAUGGCCUAUUUUAACUGCCUAUACCUUAAGUCCAGUAUAAUAUUAGACAGGUCCAAAUAACAACCUUGGUUUAAAGUUGUUCUCUAAAGCUUACUUGAAGUACAUUGGCAUUUAUAAAUAUUAUCCACUUCGAUGUGUCUCAUUCUUAAAUCUGUUAAGCAGGAAAAAUGCUAACCUGUUUAAACUGAAAAUUUGCUGUUAGAUCACUCAAAACCAAUGUCUAAAUCCUAAUAUACAAACAUGUGUAAAAUAAUCUGAGACUUCCCAAAAUGCCUUGAAUUGCCAUAAGUUAUGAAUUACUUUUUUGUAAAAACUGUUGAAUAAAUAAUUUUUACAUUUUUCAGUA